Messenger RNA from Archocentrus centrarchus (flier cichlid), 2196 nucleotides. RefSeq names its product thromboxane A2 receptor (gene tbxa2r). The record is from RefSeq and is a predicted model, not a curated record. Gene Ontology annotation, molecular function: thromboxane receptor activity. NCBI's taxonomy places the organism in Eukaryota, Metazoa, Chordata, Actinopteri, Cichliformes, Cichlidae. Gene Ontology annotation, biological process: positive regulation of vasoconstriction; positive regulation of cytosolic calcium ion concentration; positive regulation of blood pressure. Gene Ontology annotation, cellular component: plasma membrane. The coding region runs from base 226 to 1338 and encodes 370 amino acids. The transcript is spliced from 3 exons.
UGAUCCAGGGUUACUACUAACAGCCGGCUGGAAUUUAGGUCUUUUUGUCAUCGGACUGGACUUGUGGUAUAUGAUAUCUCUCCCAUGCCUUCUAGUAAUUACUAUUUGUAUGAUUAGUGAUCUUUCAAGAGAGGUGGCUAGGAUGGAGAAGUAAAAACUUUCCAACUGUGAGACAAGUGGUCCUUGAGCCCCCUGAAGUCAACAAGUGCUCACCGGCUGACCAUAAUGAAUACUUCAGACACCAACAACACCCCACAAUGCUACUCCAUCAGAAGCCCUCCAUUCAAUUACACACAUCCUAUCAACUCAGUAUAUUUCUCAUCCAUCUUCAGCGCUUUGGGAAUCACCUCAAAUCUCAUUGCCUUCAUUGUUCUCAUAAAAUCUUUCCGGCGAACGCACAAUCGCUCCCGGUCUUUCUUCUUAAUCUUCCUGGGCGGUCUUGUGAUUACUGACUUUAUGGGUCUUUUGGUCACAGGCUCCAUUGUGGUCUCCUUCCAUCUUACACAUUUCAAUUGGCGCCAGUUAGACCCUAACUGCCAUUUCUGCAACUUCAUGGGUAUGUCCAUGGUCUUCUAUGGACUGUGUCCACUGCUGCUUAGUGCCACCAUGGCAGUGGAGCGCUUCACUGGCAUCACCCGUCCAUUUGCACGCUCCACCAACAUGCCCAAGAGCCGGACAGUCUCUAUGGUGCUGAUGGUAUGGUUGGUCGCCGGUUGUAUUGCUUUGCUGCCCCUAACAGGCAUUGGGAGCUACCACAUACAGAUACCUGGCUCCUGGUGUUUUUUCAACAUCAGUUGGAAUGGAAGUGACAUGGUCUUCUCCCUACUCUUCUCUCUCGUGGGGUUGAUUUCUAUCGCUGUGUCAUUUUUACUGAACACAGUGAGUGUGGUGACCCUUAUCAAGGUGUGCUGUGGACAGGACAGGACCCAGCGGAGACGAGACCAUGAAGUGGAGAUGAUGGUGCAACUUAUCCUGAUCAUGAUUAUUGCUUCUAUCAGCUGGUGCCCCCUCCUGGUCUUUAUUGCUCAAACUGUGCUCGCCAGAAAGGGAUUCCAAUCCGUGUACCUACUGCUGUACAUCCGCUUUGCCACCUGGAACCAGAUCCUCGACCCGUGGGUUUACAUCCUGUUUCGGAGGGCAGUUCUUAAGAGAGUCUACCCCCGCCUUGACUGGUCCCGGGGCUCCAUCAUGACCUUGUACCCAUCUUUCCAAAAUACUAUACGUCGAUUCACGCGAUCUUCAUUAGGGAGCAACCUGGGCUCGGAUGAAACAGGAGAAACAGAAAUGUCAAAUGUCACGCUUCCAUCUACCUUAAAGUUGCCACCUUCUUCUUCAUGAUAAGUCAUAUUUGAGUUUGUUUUUCCAACAGAAUCAGGGUCAAGUUACAGUGUCUUUGUUGCCAUUCCCAUAGCAUAGCAACUGAUUCGUUAUAGGGAUCAAACCUAGCAAACUUAGCACUAAAGUUAGCUACAGGCACUGCUGUCUAGAUGUACUGCUUCAUUGUUUUUAUAUGUUAAGUUGUAAACAUGGUGUGCUAUUAAAUAGGGUGAAUCUUUUUUUUUUUUUUUCUUUUAGCGAAGGUUCAAGUUUGUGAGCCAGUGUGCUUUUUGAGCACAUAUAUGCUGAGAUCAGAUGUUCUGGAGGUUAAAGUUAACUAAUCACUUUGUGGAGAAACCCAUGCGGAACAGUGCCAAGUCCCAAAAAACAUGAAAUACAAAAAUAUUGUAGAACUGCCUAUGACUUAAAAUGGUUUGACCAAAGUAACAUUUAACAUUUUCAUUUUAUUGUUAACAAGCAAUAUUAUAUUGUAUUAUAUUCAUUUGUAUUUGCAGAUAAUCUGGCUCUGACUGAGCAUGUCCCAAACUUUGAAAAUCUUCAAAUCACUGAUUGUUAACUUUUCUGAACUUAACAGAUUUAUGUAAAAAUGUUAGAAGAGCAAUUUAUUGCCUUUAACUUCGUUGUUAUUCACCGAUCUUAUGUUCUAGGGUUGUCACUUAUAAAUGGGCUAAUGCAUGUUUACAAGAAGAAAAAAGAAAGAUUUCAAAUAUGGAAAGUAGAGCAUACAGGAGUCUUUAGCCACCCCUCAGUUCUUUAUAUUUUGUUAGGAAGGUGGGAAAUAGGAGCAGUGAUUUAUUGAAACAAGUCUUAACGUAAAUGGAAAUAUAGCAUAUCAAGCAAAAAAAGAGUUUGUACAAU